UUCAUAUCUAGCUAUUAUAGAGCAGACUAAUAUUACACUAAACACAGGGGCACGGUCAGCCUCACUCUUUAUCUUGAGCCUUAAAGUUUACUCUCACUGAGCAUAAAUACAAUGACGAAAAAUGGACUUAGGGCUCUUUACGAAAGAAAGUAGCGAACGCAGGUUGUCCCCUCAGCCAUCCUCAAGGAGGAAACCAAAAUAGACGGCGCGGUGUUUGGGAUGGUCUUUCUUUCGCCUGCCAAAGAUAAACGGAACGACCUUUUUGGUUUGACAUUAUCACGAAAAAGAAUCUACACGCGUUAGUCGGACUUAUUUGGCUCACAAACUUGUUUUAAAUUGCUAACAGAGCGAGUAUGGGUGAGACAAAGGGCUCUACCCAUCGACGGCUAUUCUGGGGCACCGCAUAGCUCAUGAGUGUGUUGAGAACGACCCGCGCUCUGGACAAUAUCUUGUUUCACAUACCCUGGGACAAAUAUGGUGCGUCUUUUAAUUUAUUUUCCGACGCUUUGGACAUCCAGAGAACUGUCUGACAGUUGUAGGUGACACGGAGAAAUUUAUUUGAACGAUUUUGGGAUGAAUAAGUGGAGCGCGCAUCUCUCGCACGAGCGCAGGUGGACCUGAGGCGCUGUAGUAAACGAAAAGAAAACGCGUAAAACCCAGCGACAUAUUUUGUAAGUCACUUCUAUGGUUUUGCGGGGUUCGUUCUUCUCGCGUUCGUCCAUUUCCAACUGUGAAUAGGCAUGUGUGGAAUACAGCUACUCUUUUGAGGAGCCGCGCAUUAAUGGGAGGAUUUUUCUCUCGACUACUACACUUAAUCAGUUUACACAUCACUUUCACUCGAAAAGCCAUCGUCGCGUGGAUAUUCAUCGUAUUAUCGAUUCCCGUCGAGUGGAAGAAUGCCUGAGGACCUCUCCGCGGCCAAAGCCCUCUAUAUGGGCAUGGAGGUGGUGAUCGCCGUGUCAUCCGUGAUAGGAAACGUGAUGGUGGUUUGGGCGGUAAAAAUUAAUAGAUCUCUGAGAGAUACUACGUUUUGCUUCAUUGUUUCUCUGGCGCUGGCGGACAUUGCCGUAGGAGCGUUGGUCAUACCAUUGGCGAUAACUAUAAGUAUCGGACUCCAGACUCACUUUUACAGCUGUCUGCUGGUGGCGUGCACCGUGCUGGUUUUGACCCAAAGUUCUAUCCUCGCCUUGCUCGCUAUAGCCAUCGACCGAUACCUGAGAGUCAAGAUCCCAACCAGUUAUAAGCGAGUGGUCACUCCCAAACGAGCUGGAAUUGCAGUAUUCGUGUGUUGGACAGUGGCCUUCAUAGUCGGUUUGACUCCCAUGCUGGGCUGGAACAAUUUGCACAACCUGCAACGUACCAACGGCUCAAUCGGCCCUGACCUCAUUGUCACCUGCCAGUUUGAGAACGUCAUCAGCAUGGAGUACAUGGUCUACUUCAACUUCUUCGGCUGGGUGCUUCCCCCUCUGCUUUUCAUGCUCAUCAUUUACUCUGAAAUCUUCUACAUGAUUCACAAGCAGCUAAACAAGAAAGUGUCCAGCCACUCUGAACCAAACAAGUAUUACGACAAAGAACUGAAGCUGGCGAAGUCUCUGGCGCUAGUGCUUUUCUUGUUCGCCGUAAGCUGGCUUCCUCUCCACAUCAUGAACUGCAUCACACUCUUCUGUCCGGAGUGUGAGAAGCCCAUGUUCCUUAUUUUUAUUGCCAUUCUGCUCACGCAUGGCAAUUCGGCCGUCAACCCUAUUGUUUAUGCUUUCCGCAUCAAGAAAUUUCGUACUGCGUUCCAAAGGAUCUGGAAGCAGUAUUUCUGCUGCAAGGAGGCUCCUCCCCCCGAGAGUCAGCCGAGCGAGAGACUUGAUAACAACCACUACAUCGCCGCCGCCGUUGCCGUCGCCGAUCCUCCUGAACCUGCUCUGGAACAUAACGUCUGACUGACAACCUAGGAUUCUCUAAGGAGGUCGAAUGACUUCUGCUGGCUGGACGUCCAAAGCUGUCAUGUCUUGGUUUGUCUCUUUUGAAUGUAAAUCAGAGCUCACCACAGAUUCUUCUGGCUGAACUGUCCCUUUGUAGGAAUAAUGAGACAGCACUGCUUUAAAAAGCACCAAGUGAGUCAAAUCGUUUUGAAGAGGAAGGGGAAUCACAGGAAAUCUUGCUUAUGAAGCAGCCUUAAAGGAUGCUUUUAAAUCAAAUUAGUUUGACAGUACAUAUCAUACAAUUGAAUUAUAAAAACACACGUAUUUGAUCAAAUAAUGAAUCAAAUUUGAAUCAAAUUUGAGCAAUUAUAAAAAUAUACAUCAUAAUUUAUUUAAAAUGAUAACAUCUAAUCACUAGUUACUGGUUCAGUAUGAAUGUAUGCAGAACAGACGUCAGAGUGCCGUACACUCUCAGGUUCUUGGAUGUUCUGGUUGUUUUCUAAACCUUUGUGCACAAUGACAGGAAGAGGAUGCCAGAAACGGUGACAAGGAGGUGAACACAGGUUUUUUCUUGUCCUAUUAUGGAGUGUCUUAGCGCAGGUCUGUUAUUGUGAAGGACUAUUGUAAUGCAGGCAGCUGACAUUGGAUUUUACUCACAGAUGCAGUGAGAUUCUCUUGCCUUUUUAGAAAAUUGUGUGUGUGUAUGUGUAUGAUCGAGUGCAUGUCAUAAAACUGAAAAUGUUUGAGGAUUUGAAGAUAUACUGAAGUCCUAUUUAUCUAUUUCGGAGCGAAACUGUCAGUACCUAAGACUAAAUAUCCACUGUUUGAACAUAUUCAGGGGUAAUAAAUUAUCUAACCAAUAGUAUUUUACCUUUCAGUAUUAUAGCAGAAUUUAAAUACACUUUUUCCAGAAUCAUAAUAAUCAAUUUUAAAUCAAAAGUACGCUGUACUACUAGGAAAACAUACUGAACUGUAUUUUGACUUGUCUUAAAGGGACAGAGCAUCCAAAAACAAAAAAAUGUUGUUCUAAAUCCAUUUGGGUUUUUCCACUUGUAUAACACAGAAAGAGAUUUUAGAUGAAUAUUCACCCUUAUUUUUGGGUGAAGUAACCCCAUUAAAGGUAAAGUGUGUAAUGCUGGGGAUGAUAAAAUGUUUUCUUCUAUUCCUACUGUACAGUUUUAUGCAAAAGUUUGGAAACCCCUUGCAGAAUCUGUAAAAAUGUAAAUAAUUUUAAUAAAAAAAGAGAGAUCAUACAAAAUGCAUGUUAUUUUUUAUUUAGUACUGUCCUGAUUAUUAUUACAGUAACCCCCUUCAAAAGUUUGGGAACCCUUGGUUUUUUAAUACCUGGAUGAUCUACGAAUGUUCUUUUUUGUUUGUUUUUGUUUUUGUGAUGGUUGUUCAUGAGUCCCUUAUUUGUUCCGAACAGUCAAACUGAGCACUGUUCUUCAGAAAAAUCCUCCAGGUCCUGCAGAUUCUCCAGUUUUCCAGCAUCUUUUGCAUAUUUCCAUUAUUGACUGUAUGGAUUUAAGAUUCAUCUUUUCGCACUGAGGACAACUAAGGGACUCAAACACAACUAUUAAAAAAAAGGUUCAAACACUCACUGAUGCUCCAGAAGGAAACAUGAUGCAUUAAGAACCAGGGGGUGAAAACUUUUAAACAGGAUGAAGAUGUCCAAAUUUUUCUUAUUUCAUUGAAAUAUCUUUUUUUUUUGGAAGCAACAGAAGAUGUUUUGCAUGUUUCCCAGAAGACAAAUUAAGUACAAUUUACCUUGAUCUUCAAAUUCAAAAAGUUUUCACCCCCUGGCUCUUAAUGCAUCGUGUUUUCUUUCUGGAGCAUCAGUGAGUGUUUAGUUUGAGUUUGAGUCCCUUAGUUGUCCUCAGUGUGAAAAGGUGGAUCUCAAAAUCAAACACUCACUGCUGGAAAGGGUUCAAAUAUGCAAAAGAUGUGGGAAAAAAUGAAGUAUCUGCAGGACCUGGAGGAUUUUUCUGAAGAACAGUGCUCAGUUUAACUAUUCAGAACACACAAGGGACUCAUGAACAACCAUCACAAAACAAACAAACAAACAAACAGUCGUAGAUCAUCCAGGUAACCACAGUAUUAAGAACCAAGGGUUCCCAAACUUUUGAAGGGGGUUAUUUUAAUAACUUCAGCAAUUUUUUUGUCUUGUGGACUAUAUGCAAACAUCUUUUAUGUAAAAUAUCUUACUCAGGACUGUACUAAAUAAAAAAUAACAUGCAUUUUGUAUGAUCUCUCUAAAUUUGUUAAAAUUAUUCACAUUUUCACAGACAAAAGGGUUCUCAAACACUCGUAUAAAACUGUAAGUUCCUGAACAGUUUGAACACUGUGGUUCUAAGGCGCUAUCAAAACAUUGCUCUGUUUGUUUGAGCAUCCUGACCAGCUUGACACCGACAUCCUGACCGUGAGUUUGAGCCGCCAAUUGCACAUAUGGGAGUGUUUGGAAAUUAUUUUUGCAAUUCCGUUUGGACGCUCUAGUGGCGCACGAAUUACACACUUCACUUGUCACACUAGUGUGGGGUUUUUGAUCUCACAUGCGGUUGAAAUACCAGGUCUAUACUGACAUCAAAGCUAAACAUGUAUCUAAUAUGUACAUAGUAAUGUUAUGCACUAUGUCCAAGUACAUUAUGUUCAUAAUUGUUAAACAGACGGUUGUGGAAUAACAAUCAUUUGUACAUGAAAUAUUUCAGUAAAUGGGAACAAUGGGCUAAUACAUUUUGCCAUCUUGUUUUUACUUCACUGCAGACAGACACACCACAAGUGAGUGGUACUGCAUUGCCUUGAUAUAGAGGUGGGAGCUUCCUGUCUCUGAACCCCAUGCAGUUCUCCGUGUGAUUCAAAACAGGAAAUAUCACUUUACUAUCAAUGGAAAUAGCUCAUCAUUCAUCAUCAUCAUUCAUCAUCUUUACUGUCAGCAUUUUGUCUUACUCUAGCUGU
This is a messenger RNA of Labeo rohita (rohu), 4865 nucleotides long. It is a transcript of the gene adora1b, whose product is annotated as adenosine A1 receptor b. The record is from RefSeq and is a predicted model, not a curated record. Gene Ontology annotation, biological process: G protein-coupled adenosine receptor signaling pathway. The transcript has 2 exons. Gene Ontology annotation, molecular function: G protein-coupled adenosine receptor activity. The coding region runs from base 897 to 1931 and encodes 344 amino acids. NCBI's taxonomy places the organism in Eukaryota, Metazoa, Chordata, Actinopteri, Cypriniformes, Cyprinidae. Gene Ontology annotation, cellular component: membrane; synapse; dendrite.